AUGGAGGAUCAGUUCUCUCUGUUUGGUUCCCGCUCCGCCAGCAGGACCACAAACCCUCCUUCUUCUUCCUCUUCCUCUUCCUCCCCCGUAGUCUCUCCUGUCCAGUCAGUGAAAAAGGCUGACUGCCUGUCCAGCUCUGGCCCGGGCCUCAGUAAAGCAGAAUUCCUGGAGCGCGUACGACGCAGUAAUCAGGCCUGCCAGCAGGGGGAGUACGCGCUCGCUGUCCGUCUGUACACCGAGGCCCUGACCGCCGACCCCCAAAACUGCAUCCUGUACAGCAACCGCUCGGCGGCCCAUCUCCGACUGGGCCAGUACAGCACAGCGCUGGACGACGCCCUCAAAGCACGCGUCAUCAACCCCAAAUGGCCCAAGGCCUACUUCCGCCAGGGGGUUGCCCUGCAGUACCUGGGACGUCAUGCCGAUGCCCUGGCAGCAUUCGCCUCCGGCCUUGCCCAGGACCCCAAGAGUCUCCAGCUGCUUGUAGGCAUGGUGGAGGCUGCCAUGAAAUCACCCCUUAGAGACUCUCUUGAGCCCACCUAUCAGCAGUUACAGAGGAUGAAGCUGGACAAGAGCCCAUUCGUGGUCGUGUCUGUAAUUGGCCAAGAGCUACUGACCCACAGUUUCCAUGGAGCCUCAGUUGUGGUCCUGGAGGCGGGACUAAAGAUUGGCACAUGCUCCCUGAAGUUGCGAGGCUCUGUCUUCUCAGCGCUAAGCUCUGCGUAUUGGUCUUUAGGCAGCACCGACAAGAGUAUGGCCUACAUGCAACAAGACCUGGAAGUGACCAAGACUCUAGGUGACCAAUCAGGAGAAUGCCGCGCACAUGGGAACCUUGGCUCCGCCUUCUUUUCCAAAGGCAGUUACAGAGAAGCGCUGACCAAUCACAGACAUCAGCUAGUGCUUGCCAUGAAGCUCAAGGACAGAGAAGCUGCCUCCAGUGCUCUCAGCAGUCUGGGCCACGUGUACACAGCUAUAGGUGACUAUCCAAACGCCCUCGCCAGCCAUAAGCAGUGUGUGCUGCUGGCACGACAAACCCAGUGUCAGCUGUCAGAGGCUCGCCAGCUGGGCAACAUGGGUGCUGUGUACACCGCGCUGGGAGACUUCAGCAAUGCCGUCCAGUGCCAUGAACAACAUUUGGAUAUAGCAAAGACUUUAGAGAACCGGCGUGAGGAGGCACGGGCAUACAGCAACCUGGGCAGCGCUUACCACUCUCAACGGGACUUCGACAAGGCCAUAUCAUACCAUACACGGGUCCUGGAGUUGGCACAGGAGCUGGGCGAGAGGGCCAUUGAAAUGAGGGCAUAUGCUGGACUGGGGCACGCUGCCCGAUGCAUGCAGGACCUGGAGAGGGCGGGACAGUACCACCAGCACCAGCUCGAAAUCGCUCAGGAGCUCCAGGACAGAGCAGCACAGGGCCGGGCCUCUUCCAACUUGGGUAUCAUACACCAGAUGAAGGGGGAGUAUGAGACAGCACUGAAGCUCCAUAAGACCCACCUGUCCUUAGCCCAGGAGCUGGGUGAUUAUGCUGCCCAGGGGAGAGCCUACGGUAAUAUGGGCAAUGCCUACAAUGCCCUGGGUGUCUAUGAUCAGGCUGUGCGAUACCACCGGCAAGAGCUGCAGAUCUCACUGGAGGUGAAUGACCGUCCAUCCCAGGCCUCCACACAUGGUAACCUAGCUGUUGCUUACCAGGCACUGGGCGCUCACGACCGAGCUCUCCAGCACUACCUGCACCAUCUAACGAUCGCACGGGAACUUCGUGACACUCAAAGUGAAGCCAGAGCCCUAGCGAACCUGGGUAACUUCCACAGUUGGAGAGGAGAGUAUGCCCAGGCGCUGCCAUACUACCAGCAGCACCUGGCUCUGGCCCCAGGCCUGCAGGACCUGGAGGGAGAGGGCAAGGUCUGCCACAACCUUGGCUAUGCUCACUACUGCCUUGGACAGUACCGAGACGCUGUGAGGUAUUAUGAGCAAGAUCUGGCCUUGGCUAAGGACCUCCAUGACAAACUGGCCCAGGCAAAAGCCUACUGUAACCUGGGUUUGGCCUACAAAGCCCUGGGGGAGUACAGCAAGGCAGAGGAGUGUCAGAGAUACCUGCUCUCAUUGGCACAAGCCUUGGAUAACACACAGGCUGUUUUCAGGGCCUUGGGAAACCUCGGGGAUGUGUGUGUGUGCCGAGGGGAUCUUUCUGGUGCGGUGAGGUUUUACCAGCAGCAGCUAUCACUGGCACAGAAGGUCAGCAAUCAGAAGAUGGAGGCUGACGCUUAUUCAGCACUUGGAUCAGUCCACAGGCUGCUCCGCCAGCUGGACACAGCCUUGUCCUUCCAUAGCCAGGAGCUGACCAUCCGCAGGGAUCUCGGCGACCAGCAGGGGGAGUGUCGCGCCCUUGGCCACCUGGCGGCAGUGCACAUGGCCCUGGGGGACUAUGCCACAACCUUCCAGUGCUAUGAGACCCAACUGGGUCUGGCACAGGGGCUCAGGGACGCACGACUGGAGGCCCAAGUCCACGGGAACAUGGGUAUCACCAAAAUGAACAUGGGGGUGUUUGAGGAAGCCAUCGGAUACUUUGAGCAGCAGCUGGCCAUGCUGCAGCAGCUGAGCGGGACUGAGAGCAUUCUGGACAGAGGCAGAGCCUUUGGGAAUCUGGCAGACUGCUACGACGCUCUGGGAGACUAUGAGGAGGCCAUUCAGUACUAUGAGAAGUACCUGACUGUGGCGCAGAGUCUCAACCAUGUCCAGGAUCAGGAGAAAGCCUACAGAGGGCUCGGCAAUGCACACAGGUCCAUGGGUAGUCUCCAGCAAGCGUUGGUGUGCUUUGAAAAGCGGUUGGUGGUAGCCCAUGAGCUGGGCGGGGAAGGAGGAGGUAAGGCUCAGGCUUACGGGGAGCUGGGCACCUUACACAGCCAGCUGGGCAACUAUGAGCAGGCCCUGUCUUGCCUGGAGCACCAGCUUAACAUCGCACGCACAGCAGGGGACAAAUCGCUGGAGGGUGAGGCGAGUGGCGCACUGGGAGGCGUUUACCAGCUGAUGGCAGACAACGAGACAGCGCUACAGUGGCACCAAAGGGCCCUGGAUAUAGCGGAGCAGACAGGAUGUGGGAGGAGCCAAGGGCGAGCCUAUGGGAACCUGGGACUGACCUAUGAGGCUCUGGGAAAUUACGAGAGAGCCGUGGUUUUCCAAGAGCAACACCUGAGUGUCGCAGCGCAGACCAAUGACCUAACAGCUAAAACACUGGCCUAUGGGAGCCUGGGAAGGAUACAUCACGCACUGCAAAACUACGCACAGGCUGUGAUGUACCUGCAGGAAGGUCUGCGUCUGGCAGAGCAGUUAGGCAGGAGAGAGGACGAAGCUAAGAUACGACAUCGCCUAGGCCUGUCCCUGUGGGCCAGUGGAAACCUAGAAGAGGCACAACACCAGUUGUACAGAGCAUCUGGAUUAUUUGAGACAAUUCGUCAUGAGACACAACACAGCACCGAUUACAAGCUGUCUCUGUUUGAUCUGCAAACCAGCUCAUACCAGGCUCUCCAGAGAGUCCUCGUCAGCCUAGGCCGCCAUGAUGAGGCAUUGGCCAUAGCAGAACGAGGUCGAACACGUGCCUUCGCUGAUCUCCUGGUUGAACGUCAGAAAGGAGGGCAGCAAGCCACAAACUCGGACCCUUACAUCCCAGUUACUGUGGAACACAUCCUGGAUAUAGUCAAUGGGCAGAGGGCUAUGGUCCUCUACUAUUCUCUAGCAGGAGGUUUUCUGUACAGCUGGCUGCUGUCUCCUGGGACAGGUAUCGUGAAGUUCAAUGAGGUGUACCUGGGAGAGGCCGGUGUCGAGGCGUCUGAGUUCCAAGAAGGCAGUGCCAGUCCACAGGGAGGAGGAGGUCCUCUGUCUAUGGAGCAGUACAUCUCCAACGCCAGAGAGGCCCUGGGAGUGGACAGCCAUUACAGCAGGGUUUGCUCCAGCAGUGAGACUGAGAGUGAAGCAGGAGACCUGUUAGAGCAGCAGUUUGAGGAGCUGAAUAAUAAACUCACCUCAGCUGCUGACCCCACGGGCUACUUGCGCAUGGUGUCCCGAAACAACCUCUUUAACAGGAGUUGCCAAAGCAUGACCAGCCUAUAUAGUGCCACAGUGUCUCCAGUGAGAGAAAAUUCAUCCUCUCUUUCUUGCCGACCCAGCAACAUUGGCAAACCUCCUCUUCGAGCCCUUUAUGACUUACUCAUUGCCCCAAUGGAAGGGGGCCUGAUGCACAGCAGUGGCCCUGUGGGCAGACACAGACAGCUUGUGUUGGUGCUGGAGGGAGAACUGUAUCUAAUCCCUUUUGCCUUGCUCAAAGGCAGCUCGUCUAAUGAGUACCUGUAUGAAAGGUUUAGUCUCAUCUCCGUCCCUUCUUUAGCCAGCCUGGGAGCCACGGUCAAGCCCCAUCCUCGCCGUGGGGGUCCCUUACUUUGCUCAGAUGGAGGUUCAGUGGCAGCAGUGGUGGGAGCUCCCCGCUUGCCCCCUAGUGUAAUGGACCGCUGGCUUUGGGGGCCCCUUCCUUCAGCCCAAGAUGAAGCUCUUUGGCUAGGGGAACAGCUUGGAUGCCAUCCCUUAACUGGAGCUUCUGCGACCAAGGAGCGUGUAUUAGCAGCCCUUACUCAAGCGGAGUGUGUUCACUUUGCGACUCACAUAUCCUGGAAGUUGGCUGCGCUGGUCCUCUCCCCCAACCAAGACCAUACCGGGGGAGAAGGGGCAGCUGGCAGGCCCAAAGAGAAAUUACCAUGUGGGACAUCGAGUUCAGGCGAGACUACGGAUCAGGAUGCAAAGGUCAAGUCUUCAUUUGCAAAGAGUCACAGCAGUCCAGAGAGACUCAGGGGAGUGGAUGAAGCAAGUGAUGAUGGCGAGAGUUUGUGUGAGAUGGAGAGUGUUUGCGAUAGCCCACCACUUCAGGACUUCCUGCUCACAGCUGCUGAUAUAUUGAACCUGUGUCUGAAUGUCAAAUUAGUGGUUCUGAGGUUGUACCCAGAGUCGAGCAGCAGAGUGACAGCUGACGGGGUGGUGGGGCUGACUCGGGCCUUUCUGGCUGCAGGGGUACAGUGUGUGUGUGUCUCUCUGUGGCCUGUACCAGCAGCUGCCUCCAAAGUAUUCACACACACCUUCUACACAGCCCUUCUCAAUGGGAUCAAAGCCAGUGUAGCUCUGACAGAGGCCAUGAAGACACUACAGAGCAGCAAGCAGUUCUCACACCCCUCCAACUGGGCUGGUUACAUGCUGAUUGGCAGCGAUGUGAAGCUGAAUAGCCCGAUGUCCCUGGUUGGUCAAGCCCUGGCAGAGAUCCUGCAGUACCCAGAGAGGGCAAGGGAUGCCCUAAGGGUUCUUUUGCACUUGGUUGAGAAGUCUUUGCAGCGUAUUCAGAGUGGUCAGUGUAACCCAAUGUACACGUCACAGCAAAGCGUAGAGAAUAAGGUUGGUGGCGUGCCCGGGUGGCAGGCCCUCCUGUCUGCGGUGGGUUUCCGAUUGGACUGUUCUGGUAGUGGUGCUGGUCUCCCUGCCGCAGUUUUCUUCCCCACAUCUGAUCCUGGGGACCGGCUUCAACAAUGCAGCACCACUCUACAGUCCCUGCUUGGUCUUACUCCUCCCGCUCUCCAGGCUCUGUGUAAACUGGUGACAGCAUCUGAAGCUGGAGAACAACUCAUUCAUAAGGCGGUUAAAAGCAUGGUGGGAAUGCUUCACCAAGUGCUGGUGCAGUUGCAGUCAGGGGACAAAGAGCAAGACUUUUCACUGGCUCCCAUUCAAGUUUCAAUAAGUGUGCAGCUGUGGAGACUGCCGGGCUGCCACGAGUUCCUUGCUGCUCUUGGGUUUGACCUGUGUGAAGUAGGUCAGGAGGAGGUGGUGCUGAAGACCGGGAAGCAGGCUAGCAGACGUACUAUGCACUUUGCCCUUCAGUCCCUUCUGGCACUCUUCGACUCCACAGAGCUUCCCAAGCGACUCAGCAUGGACAGCUCCUCUUCCCUGGAGUCUCUCUCCUCCUCACAGUCAGCAUCCCAGCCACACUCCUUACCGCUGUCUCUGGGCUGCUACCCACCACAGCCUUCAUUCUUACCUCCAGUCUGCCCAGACAACCUUUCUUGUGAUGCCAUCUCUGUCUACAGUCUCAGUUCCCUCGCCUCCUCUCUCAGUUUUCUGUCCCGGCCGGAGCCUGCAGGAAGUGACAUCAUCAGUCAGCGCUCUCAUCAACAAGAGCAAGAGAGACAUCGGGGAGGAGCAGGGCUCUUUGCCUCACACCGGCAUUCUGGCGGCUUGUCAAGAGGUCGACUGACCAAUCUUGGCGGAGGAUUGGCAGGAGAAGGGGAGGAUGAAGAGUAUGAGGGAUUCUCCAUCAUAAGCAGUGAGCCAUUAGGAGGAGGGAGGGAAUGUGACACACUGCCACUGCCUGCGGGACACAGACACAGCAGAGGUGGUAUUGGUAGAGGAUCUGCUGGGUAUCCUAUCACAGUUUCCUCCAAGGGAAGCAUCAGCACUCCUACAUCUCCAAUCAAAGCUCCACCACUGCCCAUAACAGUUAACACCAGCCCCAAGCCCAAGGACUCAAUCUCAUCCCGUCAUGUGACUGGGAAAGGGAAGGUGAGCAGCUCAGAGUCGGACCAGUCGAGUACUGAGACAGACAGCACGGUCAAAUCCCAGGAGGAGAAGGCUCCAAGUGGGCCACUGGAUCCCCAGGAGCUGGCACAGAAGAUUCUGGAGGAGACCCAGAGCCACAUGCAAGCUGUGGAGAGCCUGCAGAAGGCAAAAAGUCGAGGGAAAACUCUGAUUGGAGCUGAGAGGAAAGAAAUGGAGAGUGCCAGACAACCAUCUCUGUCCACCCCCACAACCCCAACUCUGACCCCCACAGGAGGAGGGCGAGGGUUUCGUCCCUCUGAGACCAGUGCUUUUAGCAGACCCAGUAGCAGAGCAAGUCUGAAGGCCAGUUCCUCGCCACUCACCCUCUCCACUCAUCUGUCACCCCUCUCCACCACUACUUCAACACCUCCUUCAACUCGGCCUAAACCCCCAUCCCGCUCCUCAUCAUUGCAGAAGAUCAGCUCUGGCUAUAACAGCCCAGCUCACACCUCUCCAUCUCUGUCCCUCUCCUUGAAGGAGCGGGGUUCUCUUACUCCUUCAGACCUACACACCCAGGCUCAGCUCAAACUUAAAUACCCUACCUCACCUUAUACCACCCAUAUCUCACCUUCCAAUGCCACUAACCUCUCUAUCUCUGGCAACGCCUCUCCCGCCGGCAGCGCCCCAUCACCAGCCCUUUCCUAUUCCUCCACAGGAUCUGUGUCAGCCUCGUCCAGCCCAGCAAACACCCCAGAACUCAACCAGUUAAAACAGGCUGCGCUGGAUGAUAAAGUUCAGGCAAUUCAUAACUUAAAAACCUUUUGGGCCAACGCUGCCCAGAGACAUGAUGUCCCAAGCCCUGCCAGUAUACUCCGAGGAGGUAGUAAAAAGAUGAGCACAGUUCAGAAAGACGUUUUGGGUUUGUUGAACCUUUCACCUAGACAUGAGUCUGUCGGUAGGAAUGUAGAGGGAUCGCAGGAUCAGAGCUCUGAUUACCGACCCAAUGGUCACCAAAAACUGGAGACAAAACCACCUCUAGCACCAUCCUCUAAUGUUACCACAAACUCCAAGGAAAACAGUCCUGGUGGUCCUCCUCACCCUAUCAGAGUUCCCUCUGGAAAUGGCUACAAGUUUCUCUCACCUGGACAUUUUUUCCCUUCUUCUAAAUGUUGAUGGUUUGGAUAUUUGCCAUGUUGCUUGCAGAGCCAGUUGGCCCAUCCUCUGUUUGAUCAUUGGUGUAUGUAUUACAACAGAAAUUGUCCAUGUAUCAUCAAAACACAAACAUGUUGUAGCAAUACCUGCUGAAGACAAGGAAAAGUACAAUUUCACCUUUUAAAAGUGACUUUACAUGUCAUUUACUCUUUGUGAAGGGGUACUACACUAAUGUUUUGACUGUGAUGACUGUGCCUUCUUCUGGAGAGAACUGGAAGAACAAAAUGAUCUCAUGUAUGAGGAGUAUUGAGUCUUGGGCUUUAAAUUUCUUUCAUGACUGACUAGAGAGCAUGUUUCCCAAUGCCUCCAUGUACACUGAAGAAACUUUGACUUACAGUCUUUUGACUGAAUGCCUGUUACAGCUACAGAGUAAGGAGUACAUUUAAUGUCAACCUAAACGCUCGCUAUAUUUGUGUAAGUUGAUUAGCCACCUGAAUUGGAUGGAUUUGGGUUAAUGGUGUGAUAAUUAUUCUUAAAUGUCAUUACCAAUUAUUAUUGUUGUCAUUUAUUUUGUAAAUAAACUGUGUUUUGCAUUCAGUAUCACACAUUUUAUAAAGACAAUUAAACCAAGGAAAAAGUAAUGAAAAAAAUUUUGAUAUUUUUUAUGGAGAUCAAUUUUAUGUGAGUAAUUGUCAGCAUGGUACCGUACUUUUCAGUGAUUCAGUGUCUUUAUAAUGUACAAUUUUGCAGGAGUGCCAGACUCCUAUUU
Molecule: messenger RNA, 8479 nt
Organism: Myripristis murdjan (pinecone soldierfish)
Lineage: Eukaryota; Metazoa; Chordata; Actinopteri; Holocentriformes; Holocentridae
Gene: ttc28
Product: tetratricopeptide repeat domain 28
Exons: 35
Coding region: 1-7731 (2576 amino acids)
Molecular function (GO): protein binding
Source: RefSeq, a predicted model, not a curated record